This is a messenger RNA of Dalotia coriaria, 916 nucleotides long. RefSeq lists its product as uncharacterized. The coding region runs from base 117 to 557 and encodes 146 amino acids. The transcript is spliced from 5 exons. The record is from RefSeq and is a predicted model, not a curated record. Lineage: Eukaryota; Metazoa; Arthropoda; Insecta; Coleoptera; Staphylinidae.
GUUUCAUACGGCGCUCGUGCUACGAACGUUUCAGUCUGUUCGUAAUUGCAAACGGCUGGCUACCUUUCUUUUAUUCAUUUCUAUUAAAUUAAUUUCAUUACAUUUUAUCGAUUAAUAUGGGCAUACAUAUAUGCAGACACAAACGCUGUACUUUAUCUACGGGCAUUAGAUAUACGGGGCGGAGUUUGCACCUGCGCAUUUGGCUACGGUGCAACACCACGGUGCUCAACGCGGCGCGACAUUUAGUGGUUCGACGGUUGUUGGAUUAUUGCGAUGCUGAGGAUUGGAAUAAGAAAAUAUGUUUUAUAUUGAUAAUUCCUAUGCUUUCUGGGAUUACCCGAUGCACUAACACAAAAAGUAGCACUUUAUAUUCGGACGGACAAGCCGUGGGCAUUAUCCAUUAUCUACGGACAUUAUCUACGGGACGCACCUUGCGCCUGCGCAUUUGCCUACGGUGCAGCACAAGACCGUAUGAAAUGCUUUGCGACGUUAGUCAAACAAGUGGAAGCGGCGCGAUAUGGCCCGACGCGUCACAUGGCCCAGCGCACAGUAUGUGAGCUCAGUGUUAUGCAGCUAAUCAGUCCAUGUCGCCCUCCGAGGAAGAAUCCAGAACGCGUUAACACCUGUUGUUUAUUCGAUAUGUUUGCGGGACGUGUCGGUAGUGGAGUCUGAUUACGCAAACAACACAUCAACGUGGCCAGGGCGCUACGCUGCACGCCUUCGGGAAAUUUCCUCGUUCCGCAUUAGGCAACUAGCGUUCAAGUUAAUCGUCCCUCGCGAUUACCCAAAGCUGAUAAACCGCGUGGGCGCCAAAGAGAUUUCCUCAAUCGUUGAAGUAAUAAUCGAUGUUUGCCAACACCCAUGAGCAAUUUGAUUUGUAUUAUGAAACAACACUGAAAUAAAUCAUUUGGUUCAA